AUGGCGGGGUUAUUUCGCAAAGUGUACGACUGGUUGAUGCGGACAUUCUGGGCACUAGAGAUGGAAGUAACCAUGGUUGGCCUGCAGAAUGCGGGCAAGACAUCCCUUCUUCGGGUUCUAGCAGGCGGAGAAUUCACAGUAGACUCGAUCCCGACGGUUGGUUUCAACAUGAAGCGCGUACAACGUGGGCAUGUUACACUGAAAUGCUGGGAUAUCGGCGGCCAACCACGGUUCCGAACUAUGUGGGAGAGGUAUUGUCGCGGAGUCAAUGCCAUCGUCUUCAUCGUCGAUAUUGCGGACGUGGAAUUGAUCCCACAGGCCAAGGAUGAACUCCACGCACUCAUGGAGAAUGACACUCUGGCCAAUAUCCCCUUGUUAGUGUUGGGGAACAAGUCGGAUCUGCCGCAGAAGCUGUCGGUUGAUGAGCUAAUCGAUGAGCUCGAUCUCAAAAGCAUACAAGGUCGUGAAGUCUGCUGCUAUGGCAUAAGUGCCAAAGAGGAGACCAACCUCGAUGCCGUAAUUUCUUUCCUGAUGAAAUAUGCCACUCGAUGA
Clonostachys rhizophaga is the source of this 552-nucleotide messenger RNA. The record is from the annotation of a GenBank genome assembly. Lineage: Eukaryota; Fungi; Ascomycota; Sordariomycetes; Hypocreales; Bionectriaceae.